Messenger RNA from Medicago truncatula (barrel medic), 1474 nucleotides. RefSeq names its product S-adenosyl-L-methionine:benzoic acid/salicylic acid carboxyl methyltransferase 3. Lineage: Eukaryota; Viridiplantae; Streptophyta; Magnoliopsida; Fabales; Fabaceae. The transcript has 4 exons. The record is from RefSeq and is a predicted model, not a curated record. Bases 85 to 1173 code for a protein of 362 amino acids. Gene Ontology annotation, molecular function: methyltransferase activity.
GUGUGUGUGUGUGUGUGUGUGUGUGAUCUGUAUGAGCUCUACAUCAAAAGUAUUCUGAAAGAAAGAUAGAAGAAACAGGUAUAUAUGGAAGUAGCUAAGGUACUACACAUGAAUGGAGGCGUUGGAGAAACCAGCUAUGCAAACAACUCCUUAGUUCAGCGAAAGGUAAUAUAUUUGACAAAACCUUUGAGAGAUGAAGCCAUAACCAGCAUGUACAACAACACACUCUCCAAAAGCUUGACAAUUGCAGACUUAGGUUGCUCUUCUGGAUCAAACACUUUGUUGGUGAUCUUAGAUAUUAUCAAAGUUGUGGAAAAGCUUUGUCGAAAACUUAAUCAUAAAUCUCCCGAAUAUAUGAUAUAUUUGAACGAUCUACCGGGAAAUGACUUCAACACCAUAUUUAAGUCCCUUGACAUUUUCAAAGAAAAACUACUUGAUGAAAUGGGGACUGAAAUGGGUCCAUGCUUCUUCUCAGGAGUUCCUGGUUCCUUUCAUGGUAGAAUUUUUCCUCUUCAAAGUUUGCAUUUUGUUCAUUCCUCUUAUAGCCUUCAUUGGUUAUCUAAGGUUCCUGAGGGUGCAGACAACAACAAGGGCAACAUUUAUAUAUCCAGCACAAGCCCCUUGAAUGUCGUCAAGGCUUACUACAAGCAAUUCCAAAUAGAUUUCUCUCUUUUUCUCAAGUGUCGUGCCGAAGAAAUAGUUGAAGGGGGUUGCAUGAUUAUAACAUUUGUAGGAAGAAAAAGCGACAAUCCAACAAGCAAGGAGUGUUGUUACAUUUGGGAACUUUUGGCUAUGGCUCUUAAUGACAUGGUCUUGGAGGGAAUCAUAAAAGAAGAGAAACUCAAUACUUUCAACAUUCCUAUAUAUUAUCCAUCUCCAUCUGAAGUGAAAUUGGAAGUUAUUACUGAAGGAUCAUUUGUCAUGAAUCAACUCGAGAUAUCUGAAGUGAAUUGGAAUGCUCGUGAUGAUUUUGAAUCUGAAUCAUUCGGAGAUGAUGGAUACAAUGUGGCACAAUGCAUGAGAGCUUUGGCUGAACCUUUGCUAGUCAGUCAUUUUGGUGAAGGUGUUGUUAAAGAGAUUUUUAACCGCUAUAAAAAAUAUUUAACCGAUCGAAACUCUAAAGGGAGAACUAAGUUCAUCAAUAUCACCAUAUUAUUGGCUAAAAGAUCAUGAGCAAGAACAUUUUUGGUUCAAAAUAUUCAAAGUUAUAAGGCUAGUUAGCAUUAUCUUCCUAGCUAGUAUUUAGUUAGAAAAUGUUAUGAUGAAAAAAAAUAUAGGAAUAAAAACGUAGAUGUCACUACUCACUAGUUGUGAUAUAUGCUCUUGAUUGUAAGAUAAAAUUAUGUAUCCCUAGUGUAGAAAUUGAAUUUUAAGUUAGUUUUUAAAUCCCUUUUAAGUCGGUUUUGAACUAACUUAAAGACGUUUUGUCUUAGUAUACGGUUUAUGACAAUUUAAAAAUCAUCUUCAGAUUAAA